AGGCUUUUUGCCCUCUGCUCCUGGGUCCCUCAGGCAGCCACUCUCGUGGGCACACGCCCGGGAACUGCUUCUGCCCCGCACUCCCUCCCUCUGCCUUUCACUUCCCAGCUGCCAAGAUCUUGGAAGCUUUGAAGCGCAGCAAAGAAGGGAAAUCCAUUGAGAACAGUCUGUAAAGUUCUAGAGGCUGGGAACUCCAAGAUCAAGACGCUGGCAGAUUCAUUGUCUGGUUAAAGGAACUGGCAGUGCUGGAAAUGGCAGUGCUCUGUGGCACCAAAGCCAGUGCCCUGCAGGGACCUACUCCAUAGUGACUUGGGAUUAGAUGAAGACACCAGGACACCAGGACCUCUGGCUAGAAGGUAUCCCAGGACUGCCUGCUUGCCAAGACCCUCUGUAAAACUCCAUGCACCCUGCUGUUGAGCGCUCUGAGGAGGUAACAGUAUUCAGAAAGUCUAGAGAAACUGGAUUGGUGGACACUGAGCCCUCCUCAGGUGACCACAGUUUAAUAAGGAUUGUCCAAACAAAUGUAAGGAGUGAACCAUUCUGUGAAAGAACCAGAGGCUACCGCUGAGAAGCCCGGAGCCCUGUGUGUGAAUUCAAACCGUGAGGAAAUGUCAUUCAGAUUCGGCCAACAUCUCAUCAAGCCCUCUGUGGUGUUUCUCAAAACAGAACUGUCCUUCGCCCUGGUGAACAGGAAACCUGUGGUACCUGGACAUGUCCUCGUGUGUCCCCUCCGGCCAGUGGAGCGCUUCCGAGACCUGCAUCGCAAUGAAGUGGCCGACCUGUUCCUGGCAGCACAGAGAGUCGGGACGGCAGUGGAAAAGCAUUUCCAGGGCACCUCUCUCACCUUUUCCGUGCAGGAUGGCCCCGAAGCCGGACAAACUGUGAAGCAUGUUCACAUCCACGUUCUCCCAAGGAAGGCUGGAGACUUUCGCAGGAAUGACAGCAUCUACGAUGAGCUCCAGAAACAUGACAAAGAGAAGGAGGACUCCCCAGCCUUGUGGAGAUCGGAGGAGGAGAUGGCAGCCGAAGCCGCGGCGCUGCGGGGCUACUUGCAGUGACGCAGGCACCAAAGGAACUCAAACAAGUCCCAAGGCAUAAGGAAAUGGGGCUCGUGCUUUAGGACCCUGCGGCACUGAAACUGAAGCUAAGCAGACUUUAUUACAUCCUACAAUUCGACAGCCUUUUGCAAAGCAUCUUAUUAUGCUUGUGGAAGCAAUUGGGGUUAUGUUUCAAUCACAAUGACUGACAGGCUGCCUUCAAAACAACGGCACCGGUGGCCCUUCCACACUUCGUUGGCUAUGUACUUAGAAUAGAACCUUUUCUAAGUUGUCCCUUGGCCUGGAUGGAAAUAAAAUGAUAGUUAAAAUA
This is a messenger RNA of Lagenorhynchus albirostris (white-beaked dolphin), 1368 nucleotides long. It is a transcript of the gene FHIT, whose product is annotated as fragile histidine triad diadenosine triphosphatase. Bases 609 to 1058 code for a protein of 149 amino acids. NCBI's taxonomy places the organism in Eukaryota, Metazoa, Chordata, Mammalia, Artiodactyla, Delphinidae. The transcript has 12 exons. The record is from RefSeq and is a predicted model, not a curated record. Gene Ontology annotation, biological process: diadenosine triphosphate catabolic process; intrinsic apoptotic signaling pathway by p53 class mediator; negative regulation of proteasomal ubiquitin-dependent protein catabolic process. Gene Ontology annotation, molecular function: ubiquitin protein ligase binding; bis(5'-adenosyl)-triphosphatase activity. Gene Ontology annotation, cellular component: cytoplasm; plasma membrane; nucleus.